GCGCGGCGGCUGCGCAGAACGGGGCCGCCAUGAACGAGGAACGGCUGCGGCGUGUGCGAGACCGGGUGCGGUCCUUCCCCGACUUCCCGGUGCCCGGCGUGCUCUUCCGCGAUAUCAGCCCCCUGCUGAAGGAUCCUGUAGCUUUCAGGACUUUGAUUGAUCUUCUGGAAGAUCAUUUGAGGGCAGCUUUCCCCAAAAUCGACUUCAUUGCAGGUCUGGACUCCCGCGGCUUCCUCAUAGGCCCCCCCCUGGCUCAGAGACUGGGGAUCGGCUUCGUGCUGAUACGGAAAAAGGGGAAGCUUCCUGGUCCGACCGAGUCCAUCUCCUACGCCCUUGAGUAUGGCACGGCUGAACUGGAAAUCCAGAGCGACGCUGUGGAACCAGGACAAAAAGUAGUUAUCGUGGAUGACUUGCUUGCAACCGGAGGUACCAUGUGGGCAGCCUGCGAGCUGAUGAAGAGGCUGAAGGCUGAAGUUCUGGAAUGCCUGGUGAUCAUAGAGUUGAAACUCCUGAAAGGGUCAGAGAAGCUCAAGUCCAUCCCUUUCUACUCUCUGCUGCAGUAUGACUGAGGAGGGAACGCACGCCCUGAGCUGUGCACAAGUUUGGGGCUUUAAUCAGUGACUUCAUGUCACAAGGGGGUGGGCAGGGGGGGAACCUACAAUUUUGAUCCUGGCCAGAUGCUAUACAAUCAUGAGUCCUAUUUAUUUUCCAAGCCACAGAUUAAGGUGUGUUGAGUGUAAAGAUCCUUUUGGAGUUCAUCCUUUUGGGAAGAAGGAACAGCCUGAUUGUUUUGGGGGAUGGAGACUAAGGUGCACUUUCACUGAAUAUUUCUUUUUUUAGGACACCAAAGUGAAAAUAUUGCUGCUGAGGCAGGAGAGGUCUGAUAGCUCAGGGGCCCAACACCCCCCUUCGAUUUAGCUGUGCCUGGUCAGCCUCCUAGGAACCCAUCAACAGUUUGCCAAAGAAACACAGAAGACAGGCACAAAGUGAUUAUUUGUCUAAGGGAUAAAUCCCUCUGCAUUUGAGGAUGGGCUGGUUGCUCUCUGCUGUCGCUCACACCAGAGCGGGUUGUUCUUACGUUGAGGUAGUGCUUGGUAAGGAGAAUUAAGUGCCUGCCCAGCCCUGUGUUCUGCAACAGAGUUUGCUGGUGUAGAUGAGCUCAAACACAGCUCGCAGCUGGGUCUCCUUCCCUUGAGACUGCAGGAAGCUGAAGGUCUCUGUUGAAGGAAGCUGCCUGCCUUCCCUUGGUCCAGGGUAGUUCUUAACAGUGGGUUUUGCAAAACAAGGAGCAGCGUACGUCGUGAGAAGUAGCACGCAGCUGGGCGACAGGCAGUGAGGAAGGGAGCUGUGCCCGUGCUCAGGGCUGUUCCCUCCGCGGUGUUCUCCUUGGUAUCAGGAUGGCGCACGGGCUCCUUUCUCGUUGGUAUGUUUGGUGUCAGGUACGGCCACAGGAAAGAAAGAAAAGGCGUGAUGCUUGCAGCCGAGCUCCAGCAGUCUCACUCGGGUUGUGUGAUGGAUGAAGUGGGGUUCAGAGGCGCUCCCUACAGCACGGUUCAGUUUGGUCACAGGAGUAGCUAAAACCCAGUGUGCCAACUUUUACAUGCCUGAAAACAUUGGGGACUGUGUCCUAGCAGGGGCUGAACUCACUGGCAAAAUAAAUCUUGACUUAUUUUUAUUUUUUCUAAA
This is a messenger RNA of Grus americana (Whooping crane), 1686 nucleotides long. It is a transcript of the gene APRT, whose product is annotated as adenine phosphoribosyltransferase. Gene Ontology annotation, cellular component: cytoplasm. The coding region runs from base 30 to 569 and encodes 179 amino acids. NCBI's taxonomy places the organism in Eukaryota, Metazoa, Chordata, Aves, Gruiformes, Gruidae. Gene Ontology annotation, molecular function: adenine binding; AMP binding; adenine phosphoribosyltransferase activity. Gene Ontology annotation, biological process: AMP salvage; adenine salvage. The record is from RefSeq and is a predicted model, not a curated record. The transcript has 5 exons.